Messenger RNA from Lolium perenne, 1518 nucleotides. RefSeq names its product probable E3 ubiquitin-protein ligase BAH1-like 1. Lineage: Eukaryota; Viridiplantae; Streptophyta; Magnoliopsida; Poales; Poaceae. The record is from RefSeq and is a predicted model, not a curated record.
UAUGCCCGCCCGUUUGCCAUCGCAAAAAGGCUCUGUUUCUCAAUGUGUUGCUAAUAAUCUUCUUCUUCCUCCUCCCUCUCUCUCUCAAUUCACGUGAGCCAAACGCUGCAGGUUCACACGAUUCUUGCACCCCUCACUUUGUUUCCGUCCGUGAGCACGUGACUCCCCUCCUUUUCGUGCUUGAUCCGUCCAACGCUGCCCAUCUCUUCCUCAACCUGCCAGAAUUUGGGAAUUCACUGGAAAAUCCGAGCUAGCUUGGCUCUAUUCUGCAUUGGUGAUCUUGCCGCACGGCGGAAUUAGCCAGCCGGCCGGCCAUGAAGUUCACCAAGAAGUACGAGACGUACAUGCGGGGAAUCAGGAUGGAGGAGGAGCUCCCCGGCGUGGGGCUCAAGCGCCUCAAGAAGAUGCUCAAGAAAUGCCGCUCCGAGCUCGCCUCGCACCACCAAACGGCAUCUUCCGCCACCGCCGCCACCACCACCGACGCUCCCGGCGGUGUCCGCUGCGCCGGCCAUUGCUCAGUAUGUGAUGGGAGUUUCUUUCCAUCCCUUCUCGACGAGAUGUCAGCCGUUGUUGGCUGCUUCAACGAGAAGGCCAAGAAGCUUCUUGAACUACACUUGGCAUCAGGUUUCAAGAAAUAUGCCAUGUGGUUCACCAACAGAUGUCACAAGGGCCAUGGGCAAUUGAUACAGCAGGGCAAAGACUUGGUUACAUAUGCCAUUAUAAACGCUGUGGCAAUGAGGAAAAUUCUAAAGAAGUAUGACAAGAUACAUUAUUCGAAGCAAGGGCAGGAGUUCAAAGCUCAAGCCCAAAGCCUGCACAUUGAGAUACUUCAGUCCCCAUGGCUGUCUGAGCUAAUGGCUUUCUACAUGAACCUGAGAAGGAGCAAGAAGAACGAGGCUGGGAUGGAGCUCUUUCGUGACUGUACGCUCACAUUUGACAAUGACCAGCCUACGCUUUCAUGCAACCUCUUUGACUCUAUGCGCGUUGACAUUAGCUUGACGUGUUCAAUUUGCUUGGACACAAUGUUUGACCCCGUCUCUCUCUCCUGUGGCCACAUAUUUUGCUACUUGUGCUGUUGUUCUGCUGCAUCGGUAACGAUUGUUGAUGGGCUGAAGUCUGCACAUCACAAAUCAAAGUGCCCUUUGUGCCGACAGGCUGGGGUCUUUCCUAAUUCGGUACACUUGGAUGAGCUGAACAUGUUACUAAGCUAUAGUUGCCCAGAGUACUGGGAGAAGAGAAUGCAGCUGGAGCGAGUUGAGCGUGUUCGCCUGGCGAAGGAGCAUUGGGAGUCCCAAUGCAGAGCAUUCUUGGGCAUCUGAUGGAACUUGUUGUCUAAUGGUAGAAAUGGGAUUUCCCAUCAUUGUUGGUUUUGAUCUAUCCUGCUGAAAUGAAUUGAUUUGUAAAUGCGAGGUCACUUAAAUGGGAGUAAAAUUAUGGUGACCAACCGAAUAUACUUGUAAAUAUAUUUAUAUUUAAUCCAGCCUAUUUGGUUGGUUUGGGUUUGCCAUUUUUCACCAA